AUGUGGAAAUUAUACUACAUAUUUCUUUUAAUAAAAAAAUAUACAUAUAUAGAACAUUUUCCUUAUUGGAAGAAAAGUAUAGAUAAAAAUCCUCAUAUAAGUCAAAUAUUUAUCAAUGAAUGCCAAAAUAGAAGUACUUAUUUAGGUAUUUAUCUUUCAAAUGUUAGUGAUAAUAAAUGUCACCAUGCUAUGUCAUAUCUUACUGAUUUAAAUGCUAAUGAAAAUUCAAGCUUAAACGUGGCUGGAUGUUAUUACUUUUAUUAUUGGAUAUAUGCUGAUAUUCUUAAUAAUGAAAUAAAAAAUACAGACGAUAUCAAAAAUAUUUAUGAGGGUUUACUCAACAUAUAUAUCAAAGCAUUUAAAACUUUUAAUCGAACUCAUGUUUGCGAAGAAUAUAAGAAUACUUUUACAAAUGAUGAUGUACGAAAGCUAACAGCAAUAUAUAACAUAUAUAAUAGUAUUGAUGUUUUGAGGGAUUUGUGUGGAUCUAAUAGGGAAGAUAACUUCUGUAAUGAAAUAGAGACCAUUAUAAAUAAAUAUAACAUAAUAAGGAAAUAUACAUCUAAAGAAAUAAGUGAAACCAAAACAUUGACUCCCUGCAGUAAUAAUAUUGGUGUUCAUAUUAUAAUUACAGCUGUGGUGACAUUAUUGAUCUUAAUUAUUUCAUUUACCAUUUAUAAGUUUACUACAUUUGGUACUUGGUUGCGCGAUGCAAUAAUAAGGAAAAAGAGACACUGGAAUAAUACCAGUGAUGACAUUAAUUUAUUUGAAUCAUCUGAUUUAUCUUCCCGUAAUUUAAGAAAUAAUGAAUAUGACAUAUUAUAUCAUUAUUCCUAA
Molecule: messenger RNA, 837 nt
Organism: Plasmodium gonderi
Lineage: Eukaryota; Apicomplexa; Aconoidasida; Haemosporida; Plasmodiidae
Product: variable surface protein
Exons: 3
Coding region: 1-837 (278 amino acids)
Source: RefSeq, a predicted model, not a curated record